AGAAUACAUCACCUUCGUCCAAUAAGGUGCAGGUAAAAUGAGCUCAUCAAUCCUGAGAGAUUAAGAUGCGGAAAAAGGGAGGCUGCAGUCGCAUAAAAAUGUGUUUACAGGGUCUCAUUUUAUGUAGUAGUUUAGCAGUGUUUCCCGUCAUGCAAUUCGCCCUGCCAGGACUCAAUCUACUUAGUUUUGGUUAGUAGAUUUUAGGGGACAGCACUUGGAAGGGCACAGUCGUAGGGAAAUUUUCAAGUCAUGCUAGAGAAAAGCACAAGGGAACAAAGCAUUCCCUGUUCUUCCUUUCCUGACUCCUCCCUCGGAAGAUUGUUUUUCUCUUCCUCUUCCUCCUUUCCUCGCUCGGUCUUUUCAAACUUCCUCUUUCCCCUCCCACCUCCUUCCUGGGGCCAUUGCGGGGGAGGAGAAUGGAAACACCCGUAAUCCCUGACGAUCUAUUAGGCAGCCUUAACAGUAGUAACAACAGCAGCUCGCUUUUGGGGCGUCGGUUUCCCUCUGCCGCGUUUUCGCUGAAAGGCAGCCUCAGCAGCAUGAUGAAAAAAGACGGUCUCACCAUAAGCCUUAAUGACCGGAUAGUGGCCACCCUAAAACCUACGCCCCCUCCACUUCAUGGGGAUCAAAGUUUGCGAGGUAACGCCAUCUGCUCUACCGCCGAAGGGCUGCUCACCUCUCCGGACCUGGGAUUGCUCAAACUGGCCUCGCCGGAGCUGGAGCGGCUCAUCAUCCAGUCCAACGGGCUGGUCACCACCACCCCGACCAGUACCCAGUUCCUCUACCCCAAGGUGACGGCCACGGAGGAGCAGGAGUUCGCCGAAGGCUUCGUCAAGGCCCUGGAGGACUUACACAAACAGAACCAGCUAAGCGGAGGGGCCGGGCCGGCCGGAGCCGCGGGGGGCUGCGCCCAGCCGCCGGGCGGGGCCGGCGUCGACCUCACCCCGGGGCCCCCCGCCGCCGCUUCUCUCGCGCAGCAAGAGCCGCCGGUCUACGCCAACCUCAGCAGCUACACGGGCAACGCGGCCGGCGCGCUGGGCAGCACCACGGUGAACUACUCGACCGACACGGUGCCCUACCCGCCCCCGCCCAGCCUGGGCCAGCCCCAGCCUCACCCCCGGCUCCAGGCGCUCAAGGACGAGCCCCAGAUCGUGCCCGACGUGCCCAGCUUCGGCGAGAGCCCCCCGCUGUCCCCCAUCGACAUGGACACGCAGGAGCGCAUCAAGGCCGAGCGCAAGAGGCUGCGGAACCGUAUCGCCGCCUCCAAAUGCCGCAAAAGGAAGCUGGAGCGGAUCUCGCGGCUGGAGGAAAAGGUCAAGAGCCUCAAGAGCCAGAACACGGAGCUGGCGUCCACCGCCAACCUCCUCCGGGAGCAGGUAGCCCAGCUCAAGCAGAAGGUGCUCAGCCAUGUCAGCAGCGGCUGCCAGCUGCUGCCUCAGCACCAGGUACCUGUGUACUGAGGGGCCCGGACCGCUUACAGACUGAGGUCCCGCUGUUCCGCCAUCUUCCGCCAGCACCUCUCAUUUUUUUUAACCCCCUUUCCCUUGGAGUUUUAGAAAGACAGUUGAAGACGGCAGAUUUUUUCGUGGAAUAAUGCAUUUUUUUUCGGACAGCAGGCUCGAACCAAGAAUAGAGCAGAAAUCCCUCCUACCUUCACUCAUCUAGGCCUCGAGUUUGGGAACUGUACCGCAAGGAUGGUUUAGGAGGACGCAAGCUAUGAAGUAAGAUAUGGGACGAAGAAUAAGGCGAGGGCUAAGGGUUAGACAAGGAAGGAAGAAGAAGGAUUGAAGGAAAUAAGAAAAAGAGAAUUGAGAGAAUGAGCAAAGGGCCCGCAGUCAAGAAGGGGCGAUUGGCGAAAUUGAUAAUACACCUUUUUGUUCACCCCCCACCCACACCAUUUUUGAACUGUUCACAGUAGAUGAUCCGAAUGUUUUCGUUUCUACCCUCUCAAAGAUAAGUGUUUUGUUUCCUUGUUCAGCCCAACUGAGAACUUUUGCAAAAGGUGAAAUGUGACAGUUUUAAGGGUUUUUUUUUGUCUUAAGCGUUCUAUUUAUGUUAAAAUUGGGAACAUCGGUUAAAAAAAUGCUUUACAUUCCUGUAUGUAAUACUGUACUUAAAUACCUUUCUAUCAAUAAAAUAUUAUUGCAUGAGCUCCGA
Messenger RNA from Tachyglossus aculeatus (Australian echidna), 2157 nucleotides. RefSeq names its product transcription factor jun-D-like. Gene Ontology annotation, biological process: regulation of cell population proliferation; regulation of cell cycle; regulation of transcription by RNA polymerase II. The record is from RefSeq and is a predicted model, not a curated record. Gene Ontology annotation, cellular component: transcription regulator complex. Lineage: Eukaryota; Metazoa; Chordata; Mammalia; Monotremata; Tachyglossidae. Gene Ontology annotation, molecular function: DNA-binding transcription factor activity, RNA polymerase II-specific; RNA polymerase II cis-regulatory region sequence-specific DNA binding; transcription factor binding.